This is a messenger RNA of Coccinella septempunctata (seven-spotted ladybird), 1233 nucleotides long. RefSeq lists its product as uncharacterized. The transcript has 6 exons. The record is from RefSeq and is a predicted model, not a curated record. Gene Ontology annotation, molecular function: peptidyl-prolyl cis-trans isomerase activity. Gene Ontology annotation, biological process: protein peptidyl-prolyl isomerization. Bases 60 to 1202 code for a protein of 380 amino acids. NCBI's taxonomy places the organism in Eukaryota, Metazoa, Arthropoda, Insecta, Coleoptera, Coccinellidae.
UCUAGUUCAAUGUCAGCUCGACUGUAGUAUGUCAUAAAAAUUUUGCGUUGUAAAAUAUCAUGGAAAAAUCUGAUAAGAGAAAGUUUUGUCCAUGUUUCACAUGUCGAUGUACAAAAUUCGUGCCUGUUACAACACCCAGAUAUAAUAAAGCUGGUGUCGUCAAAAAUAUUUGGAUGAGCGAUUUGAAAAUAUAUAAUGAGCACAGGAAAAGGUGCUUUUAUGCACGACCAAAAAUAGAUACGAAACCACCACUCUUGGAUCUGGGCACGAAAAUCAAACCCCUCCUUCUAUACAACGAUGCUUAUUGCGCUGCACAUUUAGACCAACAAAAUAAGCAGCUUAUGAAGCGUUUAAUAGAAAUAGAAAGACUUGGGGGACUUACUGAUUGUGUAAACAGUCAAAUAAACUUUCAUAUGUCCAAUUGGAAUUAUCAUAAAGCGAAUAUGCAUAGGAUACAGAAAGAAAAUAAGGAAUUCCACCGGAGAAUUGCAGCGGUCACAUCACUUUAUAAAUAUAACCCGAAGGAAUGGAAACAUUUCGUGCAAGCCUUAAAAAAAGACGCACAUUAUCCAUUAAUAGUUUUCGCGAAGAAGGAUUUGGACAAGGAAAUUAAAACCCAGCCCUCUAUCAGCACUGGAUUACCUACAAUUUCAAAUCAUGUUGAGUGUUUCAUUGAUUUCACUGUAGAGAAUGGAGAAUAUCUUGGUAGGAUUAUUCUCGAGCUAUACCAAGAGAUAGCUCCUCUACAAUGUCAGAACUUCCUUGAUUUUUGUGAGAGUUACAGUGAACAAACUACUAAGAAUAAUAUCAUAAUACAAAGAAUUGUCAAAGAUCGAUAUCUGGAAAGCUGUUUCAUAACGAAUAAUCGAGCUGACAUCAUGCAUCGGAAACGAAAUAAAAAAUCUCCCGUUGUUCAUCAGGUCCACAAAUUGAAACAUACCAGGACAGGCACUAUAUCGAUGAUCAAAGACGAGAAACGAAUGAAUAAUCUGAAAAUAUGUAUAACACUUUGUCCAAUGCCUCAGUUAGACAGGACAAAUGUAGUUUUCGGAAAAGUUACGAAAGGUAUCGGUGUGCUGAUGAAAAUUAAUGGUUACAGUCGUAAAAUCGGUAAACCCUUAGAAACAAUAUCUAUAUCCGAUUGUGGAAAAAUGCCCGAAUGUAUUUGUCACAAAAAGAUGGUUGAAUGCAAACCUUACUGAUCACCUGUGUUAAAAUAAAUAUUUAUUAAUA